Dictyostelium discoideum AX4 is the source of this 1722-nucleotide messenger RNA. Its product is annotated as endonuclease/exonuclease/phosphatase domain-containing protein. Bases 1 to 1722 code for a protein of 573 amino acids. The transcript is spliced from 2 exons. Gene Ontology annotation, molecular function: catalytic activity. Lineage: Eukaryota; Evosea; Eumycetozoa; Dictyosteliales; Dictyosteliaceae. The record is from RefSeq and is a predicted model, not a curated record.
AUGGAAGAAACAGAUAAAAACAAUAUUACAACUACAGAAAAUUCAAUAAAAAAUGAAGAGUUACCAUCAUCAUCAACACCACCACCCCCACCACCCCUACCACCCCAAUCAACAAUUGUAACAAAAUCAAAAGUUAAAGAAGAACCACUUAAAAUUAUAUUACCAGAAAAUUUUAAAUUUGGAGAAGCAGAAAAAAGUUUUAGUAUUAUCCCAGGAAAACCAAUUACAUAUGUACCAUUUAUUUUUACAUUUAAAAAUCAAAAUUCAAAAUUAAAAUAUAGUAAAGCAAUUAUAUCUUCAAAAUGGAUGAUAGAUGGUGAAAAUAUUGAAAAGUUGUUACAUUAUUCAAAUAAUUCAUCAGCGCCAACUAUUUCAUUUACACCAAAAAAAGAACAUUCAGGUAAAGAAUUAAUAUUUGAAAUUAAAAUAUCACCAUUAAUUUUUGAACAACAUGAAAAUAAAUCAAAUAAUAUAUUUUCAAAAUUAUUUAAUAAAUCAUCAUCAUCAUCAUCAACAUCAUCUAAUAAUAGUAAUAAUAAUGAUAAUGAAAUACCAAUAAUAAUUGAAUAUAAACAUAAAAUUUUAUUUGAAAAGAGUAGAGAAUUAUUAAAAAUAAAUGAACCAUUAAAUAAUAAUAAUAAUAAUAUUAAUAAUCAAUAUAGAAUUAUACAAUAUAAUAUAUUAGCAGAUUGUUAUGUUUCAGAUAGUUGGUAUACUCACUCAGCAAGUUAUUCAUUACGUUGGAAUUCUUAUAGAAGUUACUUGUUAAUUGAACAGAUAUUACAAUAUAAAGCAGAUAUAGUUGGUACACAAGAAGUUGAUAGAUUAUAUUGGCAAUUAUUUAAAGAGAUGAAUGUACGUGGCGGUUAUGACUAUUACCCAUCCUAUGCUAAUGAUUCCAAUGAAUCACCACAAACUACAAUGGGUGGUUUUAAUAAUAGUUAUCGUGAAGGUUGUUUCAUAUUUUUCAAAAAGGAUAGAUUCAACUUAUUACAAGGUUUGGAAAUUGAUUAUACAAAAUUAAAUAGACCCGAUCAAAAACUAUUGAAAAAGGAAUUGGUUGAAAUUUUAAUUCAAGAUCCAAUUUAUAAAUCAUGUAUAACUCAUUUCCUUGAACAUUCAUCACAUCAUGUUCAUCAUGCAUUGGUGUUACUACAGGAUAAACAAACUAAACAAAAGAUGAUAGUCGUUUCAAAACAUAUGUAUUGGGGCUCUCAAGGUUAUAAUUAUCAUAUUCAAUGUGUUCAAAUUCAUUUGUUCACAAUGAUUUUAUCAAAUUUCAUUCAAGUAAAUAAAUUAGAAAAUAAUAUUCCAAUCGUGGUUUGUGGUGAUUUUAAUAGUUCCCCUGAUGAUAGUUGUUAUAAUUUUAUGACCAAGGGUUUAAUGAUGAAUGAUGAUCAUCAUUUAACAUUGGCUGGUAAAUAUCCACCGGCUUUUAAUUCUUCUCAAUUUGAUAAUCAUCCAGAAAUUAAAUCAAUUAAACAUGAUUUUAAUUUUUUAAGUUCUUAUAGUUUAAGACCAGAUGGUGAACCAAAAUUUACAAUUGUUUCAAGAGCAUUUACAGGCAAUAUUGAUCAAAUAUUUGUCUCAAAAGAUAGAUUUAAAGUUAACAAUGUUUUAGAAAUUGGUGAAAAACAAGAUUAUAAGAUGCUACCAUCCCUAACAUUGGCGUCCGACCACAUUUUAUUAAUGACUGAUUUAGAAUUACUACCAUCAUCUUAA